CGAGCGGGGGGAUCAUUCCCACCACCACACCGCGCACGCACGGCCGCGCCGCCGCCGCCGCCGCUCCACCGUAGGGCAGCCUCCUCUUUCUUUUUCCGCUUGGCGGCUGGGGCUCUUUGUCUCCGGGAGGGUUUCCGCGGCGCACGGAACAGCAGGAGCACGCCGCGCUGAGAGGUGGAGGGAGAUGGCUGCCAUGGUUGGAGCGCGCAGGGCUCUCUUCGCCGCCCGCUACUCCCCUCGCGGCGAGCUCGCGGCCGCGCUCCUCUCCCCCGCCCGUCGAGUCGGUUCUCCUCACAGUCUUCCAGCUGAAAGAGGAUGCCCGCGUUCUUUGGUUCCGCAUCGAGGCGCUGGCAGUGUGGCAUCCGAACAAAUUGAUGGAGACUAUCACCGUGAUUGGGGGGUGCAAAACGCAGGGAACUACGGAGAGUCCCGCCCAAAACACUCACCUGAUCAUUUCAGCCGCCCCUUGCAGAGGGAUCCCCCUUCAGCUCAUUCUUCAGAAGGCAUUGAUAGAAAUAAAGGUGUGCAUGCUGAUGGCGGUGUCAAUGCACAUUAUGGACGCAAUUCUGAACAACCUUACCAGAGCGGUGGAUCGUAUGGCUUACCAGAUAGUCGCCAGCCAUAUACCGGUGCAAGAGUGAAUAACGAGCCACCUGGAUAUACUGCCAGGCAAUCGUAUGGGGGCAAUAGUGCAUAUGGCCACCAAAACCCCAAGGGCGAUAUACCAAGUGCUCAUCAGCAGCAGAUUGUCAUACCUGCUAUUAAUGGCCUUUCUGCAGAUGGUAAUGUGCGAAGAGGUCGUGACGUUACUGGAUAUGAUUGCAGCUCUGGAUACAAUUCCCGAAGUAACCAGGAGAGCUAUACUAGUGGGCAGUAUGGAUAUGGCCCAUCAGCACAGUCACAUCAAAGCCCAACUGGAAGUGACCAGCAAGUCUUUCAUCAACAGAAGGUUGAUCGAAUAUCUAAUGGUAAUUACUUCAACAAGCCUGGCAAUCCUGCGUCACAGUAUCCAACUCCAAGCAGUUCCCGUAAGGAGCAUGUUGCAGGACCUCAACAAGGCCACAAUGGUGAUUUUGGAUACAAUACCAGGCAGCCUGAUCAGGCAAGUAGUGCAUACAAUCACCCAAGUUCUAAUGGAGGUCCACCAAGUACUCAGCAGCAGCACAAUGGCACUGGAUAUGCCACACACAACUUUGGUUACAACACCCAAAGUAACCAGCAGAACUAUAAUGGUAGGCAGAAUGGAUAUGGUCCUUCAGGACAGUCAUAUCAAAACUUAACUGGAAACGUUCAGCAGCAGAAUGAUUAUCAAAGUCAUGAUCAUGCAAAUAGGCCUGUGAAUUCUGCCUCACAGUAUCCAAAUACUAGCCAUUUCCAUAAGGAGCAUUUUCCAGUAUUCCAGCAAGGCCACAGAGGUGAUUUUGGAUACAAUGCUUCACAAGCAUAUCAGAGUCAUUAUACCACUAACAAAAUUGACACUCAGAGAAAUCAUCAAGAGCAUUUCAUGAAUGUAAACACAGAUGUACAGCACAGCCAUAACAGAACUUAUCCAGAAUCUCAUUCAGAUAUUCAACCUAUUACGUCAGCUGGGAACAACUUGAGCAGUAAGCCCUAUCAAGAUAACAUGUAUUUCCAGCAUUCACUGCCUGGCAGCCUGCCAAAUAAUGGAUCACCUUCUGAAGUAUCUGAUGAAGCCAGCGGCAUAUCCAAAGGUACUAUUGAGGAACUGGAUAAGUUAUGUGAAGAUGGGAACAUAAAAGAAGCUUUGAAAGCUCUACCGGUGCUGCAAGGAAAAGGCAUUGUACUGCAUGCUCCUCAAUACUUUAAACUGAUGCAAGCAUGCGCUGAUGCAUGUGCUCUUGCAGAAGCAAGACAAAUACAUGAUCAAAUAUCUCAAUCAGAACUAGCUGUUGACAUAGAUGUUAACAACAAAAUUUUGGACAUGUAUGCUAAAUGUGCCUCGAUGGAAGAUGCAAAGAAACUUUUCAGUACUAUGGCGCAGCAUGAUUUGACAUCUUGGAGCACUAUAAUCUCAGGGUUUGUGCAUAAUGGUCUUGGUGAAGAAGCAACUGACUUUUUUGAUCGUUUUAAGCAGACUGGAGAUAAGCCAGAUUCUGGCAUGUUCACACAUGUAUUUUUGGCCUGUGGAAUUUUGGGAUCGGUUGACGAGGGCAUGUUGCAUUUUGAAUCAAUGCAGAAGGAUUUUGGUAUAAUUCCUUCCAUGGAUCAUUAUGCGAGCAUUGUUAAUAUGCUUGGCCAGUCGGGCUAUGUUGAUGAAGCUCGUGAAUUUGUUGAACGGAUGCCUAUGGAACCGAGCGUCGAUAUCUGGGAAAGUUUGAUGAAUAUGUGCCGACUUAAUGGAUACUUAGAGCUUGGGGAUCGUUGUGCUCAGAUUAUAGAACGCCUGGAUCCUUCUAGGCUGAAUGAGCAGUCUAAAACGGGUCUUUUCCCUGUAAAUGCUUCAGACCUUGCAAAGGAGAAAGAAAGGAAAAAGGCUAAUACUGCUGAAGCUAGGAGCAAAGUUCAUGAAUACAGAGCAGGGGAUCGAUCCCAUCCAGAAACCCUUAAGAUCUAUGAAGAGCUGAGGUACUUGGCGGCUCAUAUGAAGGAGGCUGGCUAUAUUGCGGAUACUCGAUUUGUGCUUCACGACGUUGAUCCAGAAACUAAAGAGGAUGCCUUGCUAGCUCACAGUGAGAGACUAGCUGUUAGUUACGGUCUUAUAACCAGUGCUGUCCGUUCGCCAAUUCGGGUUAUAAAGAACCUUCGCUCCUGUGGAGACUGCCACACCGCUCUUAAGAUAAUCUCUAAGCUUGUUGGCCGUCAGAUCAUUGCGAGGGACGCAAAGAGGUUCCACCAUUUUGAAAAUGGUGUGUGCUCUUGCAAAGACUAUUGGUAAACAGAAUGUGACAUGUCUACGCUGUUAUAAAAUUUUAUAGGUAGAGAUCCAAAAUCAGUUGUGUAAAUCCUGAAGGUAUGUUGCCUAUGAAACAUUUGGUUUAACCACAGGUUUCAUGUCAGGGACACGGUGUAUCCUCUCUUCUAUGUAACAUCCUAUUAGUGUUCUAUACCCUGGAAUUUAUUAGCUUGAAGCAUUCUUUA
Triticum urartu is the source of this 3099-nucleotide messenger RNA. RefSeq lists its product as uncharacterized. NCBI's taxonomy places the organism in Eukaryota, Viridiplantae, Streptophyta, Magnoliopsida, Poales, Poaceae. Gene Ontology annotation, biological process: RNA modification. The record is from RefSeq and is a predicted model, not a curated record. Gene Ontology annotation, molecular function: zinc ion binding; protein binding; RNA binding.